Molecule: messenger RNA, 601 nt
Organism: Spirodela intermedia
Lineage: Eukaryota; Viridiplantae; Streptophyta; Magnoliopsida; Alismatales; Araceae
Source: the annotation of a GenBank genome assembly
AUGAAUGAUUUCUACGUCAUACUAAGUUCAGAUUUUUCAGUCAAGAAAAAGUCCAUUUUUUCCUCCACUACAAUGGACAUCAUCUGUAGAGGCAAUUAGUCUUGUUUCGUGCAGGGGUCCAUAUAGGAGACUGUGAAGCCACAAUUGAUCUCUAUCAUAUGAUUGAAGUCCGACCUUUGGUGGGACACAAACACAUUCUUCAUCGCCCUACAAGAGAUGGGAAAAGAAGAAAGAUUGGUGGGUCACCCUCAAAUAUUACUUUACGUAAGGAGUUUCAUAACAUCAUACUUGAUAAAUUAACUUCCACACUAUUGCCUAGAUAAGAUAUCGAACAUGUCAUUAAGUUAUUACUGGGAGAACACCCUCCAACUAGAGCCCCAUACAAGAUGCCCUCGGCACACUUGGAAGAGCUAAGAAAAUAGUUGGAUGAACUAUUAAAAGUAGGACACAUCAGCCCCUCACAUCCACUUUUUGAUGCACCAGCUCUUUUCCAAUGGGAGAAGGCUAGAACUCUAAAGCUUGUGUAGAUUAUAGAACUUUGAACAAAAUUACUAUGAAAAAUAAGUACUCAGUGCUUAAUGUAGAAGAUACGUUUAACUAA